Hepatospora eriocheir is the source of this 204-nucleotide messenger RNA. The record is from the annotation of a GenBank genome assembly. Lineage: Eukaryota; Fungi; Microsporidia; Hepatosporidae.
AUGUACACGUCUCCAAUACAUUAUAACGCAAUAAAAAGAUCAGCAACGGUGAAAAAUAAACAAGAAACAAACAUGCAAAUGAUUACAUGGAUGGUACGUGAGAUGCUUGUUGAUAAAGUAGAAUUUUUUAUCUUCAUCGGAGAUAGGCAGUACCAAUACUUAAGAUUAAAAAGUAUACAGGAAGUGACAAUCAAGAUAUAUUAA